Messenger RNA from Fraxinus pennsylvanica, 666 nucleotides. The record is from the annotation of a GenBank genome assembly. Lineage: Eukaryota; Viridiplantae; Streptophyta; Magnoliopsida; Lamiales; Oleaceae.
AUGGGUUCAUCAGAAUUAGUGGCUUCCGUUAUGUUUUCCGGCCAUCAUUUGGGAGGGAUGAAGGGAUUUGGUAGCGGUAGUCUUGGAUUUACGACUCAGGAUUUUGAAUUCAAUGGGGCUCCGACUGGGACAAUGAAUUUAUUGUCGACGAUGGAUAAAUCGGGUGCUCCGACCCAAAUUCUAUCCGCUCUACCUCAGUAUAUCGGCGGUUGUGGUUCUACCUUUAGCACAGCAGAAGCUCAGAAUAGAACUCUUAAUAGAUCUGAGCCAGAAACUGCACAGAUGGUGAUAUUCUAUGCGGGUCGAGUACAUGUGUUUAAUGACUUUCCAGUGGACAAGGCAAAUGAAAUUAUGAUGGUAGCCACUGGACAUAACCAGUCGACCACCGCUGUUCCGCCACCUUAUAUGGUGCCAAGUCCAGCUGAAUCCACCACCAACAACAUUUCAGUUGCUGCCCCCGGUUUUGACCGCCUUCAUUACACUACUCGUUCACCCCUUGGUUCAAAUUUACCAAUUGCAAGGAAAAAUUCGCUAGCCCGAUUCCUGGAGAAGAGGAAAAACCGGAUUGCAGCAAAAACCCCAUACCAAGCAAGCAACCAAACGGCGGCUUCGAAGCAGGUUAGAGGCGAGACUUGGCUGGGAUUGUCUCCUCAAUUUCCUUUCUAA